AUGGAUCUGGGCAUAGUUGCUCAGAGCUGGCAUGACCUGGACAAUACUGAAUACGACUGCUGGCCCAUGGAACAGCCGGAUGAACACAACAUGAUCGACUGCGCUGGGCUGGAGAUGAGCUGGGUGGACCGACCUCCAGAGAAAGUGCGGAGCGGUGAGGAGUUUAAUGUCACCUACAGCGUCAGCGCUUCCGAUGAUUUCUACCGCGUGGCUGUCGCAAAUGGGAUCCUGGAGUACAGUUUUCGGACGGACUCGGAUGAAGCCAAACGGUUCUGUGAAGAAAAGGACUGUCCUUCGAACUGGAAACAUGCGACGGAGCACAAUUGCUGCAUCUACCACGCAAACAUCCACUCCUGUCCAAUGGCCUUCAUGAAAAAAGGAGGAAUCUGCGGCCCCUGGAUUCCAGACGACGGGGAGAUUGUGACCCACACGGUGUCCCAAGCUGGAAAGAUGUCCCAACGAAACUGGACCACCAAGGUCGUGUUAGUCCACGUUGGAGUGACUUCACUAAUAGCUCAUGUUAAAGUGGGCAAAAUGCAUGCAGCCUUGGAGUCCAAGACAACGGUGCAAAGCGCACAAGUCUGUGAUGACGGAGUGUGCAACGAGGAUGAGCGAUGUGACACGUGUCCCGCUGACUGUGGAUCGUGUCCCAUGUCCGCACGAAUCAAAGCUUCAAUUGGACUUCCAAUCGCCCUCCUGUGUACGGGGUUCAUACUCACUCUGCUGUGGCUGCAGUACCAGAAGCAGAAGAUGCUGUGGGACGAGAGCUGGAUCAUCAGUCUCAAGGAGAUUAGCACAGGCAGCGGUUUCCUGGUGGGAUUCGGCAGCGUCGCAACAAUCCAUCAUACUAAUGGCAUUUCGAUCCCAAGUGAGGUGAAUGACGCUUCUACGAGUGGUUUUGCUACAAGCCCAGUUCACAAGGCGGGCUUCAUACAGACUGGCAUCUAUGACGGCCGGACGGUGGCCAUCAAAUGGAUACAGAAGAAAACUUUUACUCUCUCAAAAACCAUCAGACAAGAAGUGAAGCAAGUGAGGGAACUUGACCAUCCAAACCUAUGCAAGUUUAUUGGUGGAUCUGUGGAGGUGCCCAAUGUUACCAUAGUUACCGAAUAUUGCCCUAAAGGGAGUCUGUCCGACGUACUGCUCAGUGAAGAUAUUCCCCUGAAUUGGGGCUUCAGACUGUCAUUUGCCACGGACGUGUCCCGGGGAAUGACUUAUCUGCACAGUCGCAGAGUGUACCACGGGACACUGAAAUCAACCAACUGCGUUAUUGAUGACAGAUGGGUGUGCAAGAUCGCAGACUACGGGCUGGCAGCCUACAGGAGUGCUGAUUUCCAGGAAUUUGAUGAUGGUUUCGUUCCGAAGAUGGGUCGCAUUUACUGCGCUCCUGAAGUGAUUGCAGGCACUGCUUCUAACCUGAGUCCCACAGCAGAUGUCUACAGCUACUCUAUAAUAUUGCUUGAAAUCGCGACACGAUGCGAUCCAGUGCCGGUAUGUAAAAACGCUUUCUUCCUGACCUGGCGUCCUAAUCUUCCCGAAAUUCGUGCUGGAAAGUCCGACAGCGAUUGCCCGAUGCAGGAAGACUACGAUGAGCUGAUUAAGAAGUGUUGGGCUCACAACCCUCUCCUGAGGCCAACGUUUGAACAAGUUAAGAAGAUGCUUGAUAAAAUGAAUCCCCAUAAAGUGAGCCCUGUGGACAUGAUGAUGAACUUGAUGGAAAAGUACAGCAAGCAUUUGGAAGUUAUUGUGGCUGAAAGGACUCAAGACCUGCUCCAGGAGAAGCAGAAGACAGACUCCCUCCUGUAUAGUAUGUUACCUAGAGAAGUGGCUGAUGACCUUCGGCAGGGGAUCGUAUCUGAGGCACAAAGUUACUCCAACGCCACAGUCUACUUCAGCGAUAUAGUUGGCUUCACCCAGUUGUCCAGUGCCAGCACGCCCUAUCAAGUUGUGCACUUCCUCAACUGCCUCUACACCACCUUUGAUGACAUUAUCGACAACCACGACGUCUACAAGGUGGAGACGAUCGGUGACGCGUAUAUGGUCGUAUCUGGAGUUCCCAAGGAAAACGGCCUGAACCAUGGUGGAGAGAUUGCCAGCAUGGCCCUGGAUCUGGUUUCUGUCUGCAAGUCCUUUGUGAUCCCACACAUGCCAGAUAAGAAGUUGAAAAUCCGGGCAGGCAUCCACUCAGGUCCUGUUGUGGCGGGUGUCGUUGGAACCAAAAUGCCUCGAUACUGUUUAUUUGGAGACACAGUGAAUACUGCGUCAAGGAUGGAGUCAACGAGUGAAGCAUUGAAAAUACAAUGCAGCUCCAGUAGCUAUGACCUGCUGAAAGAAAUUGGAGGUUACGUUCUGACCUGCCGUGGUCCACUCCUUGUGAAGGGGAAGGGAGAGAUGAUUACCUGGUGGCUCAAUGGGAAGGAAGGUGAGGAACCAGAGUCCCAGGCCGAGUAG
Mobula hypostoma (lesser devil ray) is the source of this 2451-nucleotide messenger RNA. Its product is annotated as atrial natriuretic peptide receptor 2-like. Gene Ontology annotation, cellular component: plasma membrane. The coding region runs from base 1 to 2451 and encodes 816 amino acids. Gene Ontology annotation, biological process: cGMP biosynthetic process; intracellular signal transduction; receptor guanylyl cyclase signaling pathway. The transcript is spliced from 24 exons. NCBI's taxonomy places the organism in Eukaryota, Metazoa, Chordata, Chondrichthyes, Myliobatiformes, Myliobatidae. The record is from RefSeq and is a predicted model, not a curated record. Gene Ontology annotation, molecular function: ATP binding; peptide receptor activity; guanylate cyclase activity.